CUACGUCACCCAUUCAUUUCAACGAGUCGCGGUGAACUGACGUCACAAUAGCGUCGCGGCAGCAGCAGCAGCAGCACGCAGCUUCGCCAUUUUUCUCCUCCCCCUUAGCUUCUUUGUGCGCCGUUUUCUGCGUAGUUCCGUGUUUCAAUUUAAAAAAUAUUAUAUAAAAAAAAAAAGAUGCAGGGAAACCGAGCCCAGCAGAACCACGGCGGGUCCAACAACAACAACUCCAACAGGAAACACGGAGGCGGAGGUGGGGGUACGAACGGGCAGCAACCCGAGCCCAACCGGGCUAACGAGGCCCUAACCCUGGACCUGCAGGGCUUCAGGAAGCCCGGCGAGAAGACCUUCACGCAGCGGAGCCGGCUCUUCGUGGGCAACCUCCCGACCGGCGUCACGGAGGAAGACUUGGAGAAGCUGUUCGCCAAGUACGGCAAGGCCAACGAGAUCUUCAUCAACAAGGAGCGGGGCUUCGGCUUCAUUCGGCUCGAGACCCGAAUCAUCGCCGAGAUCGCCCGAGCCGAACUCGAUGACGCUCCGUUCCGCGGCAGACCCAUUCGCGUUCGAUUCGCUACGCACGGCGCCGCUUUGGCGGUUAAAAACCUGCCCGAUUUCGUGUCCAACGAGCUGCUGGAGGAGGCGUUUGCCGUGUUUGGGCAGAUCGAGAGAGCCGUGGUGAUCGUGGAUGAUCGAGGCAGACCCACGGGGAAGGGGAUAGUCGAGUAUACGUCCAAACCCGCCGCGCGGAAAGCGCUGGAUAAGUGCAGCGACGGCGCGUAUCUGCUGACCGCCUUCCCGCGGCCCAUCACCGUGGAGCCGAUGGAGCAGCUCGAUGAAGAGGAGGGUCUGUCUGAGAAGAUCAUCAACAAGAACCAGCAGUAUCACAAAGAGCGCGAGCAGGCCCCCCGGUUCGCCCAGCCGGGAUCCUUUGAGUACGAGUACGCGAUGCGCUGGAAGGCUCUGAUGGAGAUGGAGAAGCAGCAGUACGAGAUGGUCGACCGAAACAUGAAGGAGGCCCAGGAGAAGCUGGAGGCCGAGAUGGAGGCAGCCCGCCACGAGCACCAGGUGAUGCUGAUGCGCCAGGACCUGCUGCGGCGCCAGGAGGAGCUGCGCCGGAUGGAGGAGCAGCACAACGCGGAGGUGCAGAAGAGGAAGCAGGCGGAGCUCCGGCAGGAGGAGGAGCGCCGGCGCCGAGAGGAGGAGAUGGUCAAACGCCAGCAGGACGGCUUCCGGGGGGGCUUCCCCGACAGCAGGGAGCAGGAGAUCAGGAUGCACAUGGGCGGGAUGAACAGGAACUCUCUGGGGGCCGGCCCGGCCGGCGCCGCCGCCGAGAACGCCGGCAUGAUGCCGGGGGGGCCCGGUGGGAACAACGGCAACAUGCCAGGUGGGGGCGGGGGCCCCGGGGGCUUCGCCAGAGGCCUCCCCAACCCGGGAGACUACGGACCCAACAAGCAGCGCCGGUUCUGA
Molecule: messenger RNA, 1467 nt
Organism: Perca flavescens (yellow perch)
Lineage: Eukaryota; Metazoa; Chordata; Actinopteri; Perciformes; Percidae
Gene: nono
Product: non-POU domain containing, octamer-binding
Exons: 3
Coding region: 178-1467 (429 amino acids)
Molecular function (GO): RNA binding
Source: RefSeq, a predicted model, not a curated record